Molecule: messenger RNA, 974 nt
Organism: Plutella xylostella (diamondback moth)
Lineage: Eukaryota; Metazoa; Arthropoda; Insecta; Lepidoptera; Plutellidae
Molecular function (GO): transmembrane monodehydroascorbate reductase activity
Source: RefSeq, a predicted model, not a curated record
UUCAUAAUGGAUGAUUUAUUUCAGCUGGCAUUUUGUGCAGACGUUCUACGAAGCACACCUGUGUAACAUGACGUCACCCGUGGAUAAACCGAAUCAGUCCGACCCAGAAGCUUUUACUAGCACCGGGCCAGUGGACAAUGGUGCUAAGACAGGGAAGCAAAGUGAAGGUGACUACAGACUGCAAAUAUUCCAGUCUUCCCUGAAUGCGCUGGCGCAUAUUCUGAUUGGAGCCACGGUGAUGCCGUGUCUGCUGUACGCACUGAGAAAUGGCGUACCGUUGACUGCGACUUCAGUUCACAUUAUCUUGUGUGUUAUUGGGCACCACCUCCUCAUGGCCGAAGCGAUCCUCAGCCUGAGUCCGGCCAACGGCUGGUCCUCCCGGCUGCGUCUCGUGGACAAGCGGCGCGCGCACUGGAUCCUCAUGACCACCGGCUCCGGGAUGGCCAUUGCAGGCUCCUUCUACAAGAUCCUGGACAAGCCGGUGCAUUGGAAUACUUUGCAUGGACAGUUUGCUUUAGUGGCGCUAGUGUUCACGGUCGCCAGUCUGUUCAACGGCCUCACGUCCCACUACGCGUACGAGUGGAGGGUCGUCUUCAACGCCAACCUGUCCAAGAUCACCCACAUCUGCUUCGGAGUCCUCGCCUACACCAUGUCUUCCGUCUGCCUCAUCUAUGGCCUUGACAAGCAGGGAGUCAGGAACUGGGCUACCUCUCCUGUAGUCGACGCUCUUAUUGCAGCGAUUGUCAUAUACACCGCCAUCUGCAUCAUAAACCCGACUAUUAGCUUCUACAGGAAAUCGAAGUUGGUCGUCAAGAAUAGCUUGUAAAUUGGAUUCUGAUUUCGUUAAUGUAUAUUGAAUCUCAGUGCUGUAAAUUCGAUACCAGUCAGCGUUUGCUUAGAUGAGUAUAAAUACUGUAAAUUUGUAUUAUUUUUGUACUUUACUUAUGGUUAAUAAAGAAAAACCACAAAUAAUA